Messenger RNA from Darwinula stevensoni, 465 nucleotides. The record is from the annotation of a GenBank genome assembly. NCBI's taxonomy places the organism in Eukaryota, Metazoa, Arthropoda, Ostracoda, Podocopida, Darwinulidae.
GCUGUCUUUGUAUUUAUAAGUGUCUUCAGAUAUAGUCCUUUUGGGCUGAGUUGCAGGAGCUGAAUAGCUCAAAACAUCUCUGGCAUGGUGAUAACAGAAGGCAAUGAGAAGUUAGUUCCUGCUCAGGGUCAGAAUGAAUACCUGGAAGAGUGGUUCAAUGAUUCCAGUUCGGUCAUCAUCAAACUUUCUGAGACAAUUUCACUCAGUGACAGUGCAGGCAAUGCCACUGAUGGCUCAAAGUUUUUCCUGCCUCCACCAUGCUGCAUCAUCACAGAUCAAGGGUGGACUAUAUUCCUGUGUCUUUUGUUUUUCAUCAGUGCUAUUGUGAUUGCCACUGUGAAGUACCUCCGGAAAGUAACCAAAAUGAAUUGGUACCUCCAGAAACAUCAGGGCACCAUCAGGAGAUAUGCUGAAGGACCUGAAAUUGGAAAUUGGAAACUCUUCUGUGCCACUGCCCUUGAAUAA